UAAAAGAAAGUUGAUUGUGAAUCGAGCUCUUGAACGAAUAGGAACGGUCUGAAGUUAAAGAUACUUGAGCAAAGAUAUAAGUUGAAAUUAUUACAAAUUGUGAAAUAAAAACUAAUAAUUAACUAUUACCAACACAUUACUGAAGUAACACAUUACUUAAGUAUAAAGCAAAAGUGUGGCUUGAGCCCAGCUUAGUUUGCCACUUUUUAAUUGGCCAGAACUACGUCAUCAAAUCUCGUUAAAAAACCGAUUAAAAACUGCCAAAAUCAUUAGGAAAACUUUUCAUUAAGUGCUAAAAUGUGUAAAAUUCAAGAAAUUCGUGAAAUAUCCAACAGCUUAAGGUUGGAAAAAGUGUCUGAAGGCAGAACAAAGAGCUCCAUUAAAAGUGGGGCUCCGCGGGGCAAAAAAAACUUGAUGAAGCGCAGCUGCAGCAACUUUUCUCUAUAUGUAGACAUGUACCUACAUAUAUGUAGUAUGCAUCGGGGGUACAAAGAAAACGAGUCUUUGUUCUGCCCACAAAUCGAUGGCGAUGCAACAACCACAUCGAAAUCGGGAUAAGACACUGGGUCUUCUCAAACCCGACUUGCCUGUGAAAAUCUCAAAAUGGAGUUUCGUAAGAGUUUUAACACUCAAAAGUCAGACCAAGUGAUCAUGAUCGAUAUGAAGGAUGAUGGGCGGCCAUAGUUUUGUGAGCUGGCUCGGCAGGAUUUGGUAUUUAUGACUACUAUUCUACUUGCUACCAAGCAUCCAUCGCUAACGACCCACCAAAACCACAAAUCAACCACAACAUAUACUAAGUAUAUCCCAGGCAGUGUAAAAGCGUAUCAUGCUACCAACCAUAUUGUCUAUAUCCUAUGUGCAUAUAUCGUUAGAUCCGUAAGUGUCUUUGCAGGAACACCACCAAACCAAACCAAACCAAACCAAACUACAACAACCAGCGCAUCGCCACUAAUCUUUUCUUUCUCUAUAUAUGCCAUAUAUAUGUUUAUCCCAUAUCCAAACCCAACCCUCCCUAUUACCCCAUGACUUAUGAACGAUUUAACUUGCAGUUUCCAAGUACCAAACCGCCUACGCCUGCGAAGGUAAGAAACUGACCAUCGAGUGCGAUCCCGGAGAUGUGAUCAACCUGAUACGGGCCAACUAUGGACGAUUUUCGAUCACCAUCUGCAACGACCAUGGCAACGUGGAGUGGAGUGUCAAUUGCAUGUUUCCCAAGUCACUCAGCGUGCUGAACUCAAGAUGUGCUCACAAGCAGAGCUGCGGAGUGCUGGCAGCCACGAGCAUGUUCGGGGAUCCCUGUCCCGGGACGCACAAAUACCUGGAGGCGCAUUACCAGUGCAUCAGUGCUGCACAAACCUCGACGACGACCAACAGACCAAGUCCUCCUCCGUGGGUGCUCAGCAACGGUCCGCCGAUCUUUGGCAAUGGCAGUGGUCUAAUCCACCCGCCCGGCGUUGGAGGUGGUCCGCCGCCACCGCCGCGACUUCCUACGCUGCCCGGAGUGGUGGGAAUCAGCGGGAAUCCCGGACUGUUCAACGUGCCACCGCAACACACGGCGGUCACCCAUUCCACGCCCUCGAGCAGCACUGCGACUGCCAAUGGCGGACGACUGAAGGGGGUGGCCACCUCCACGACGACCACAAAGCAUCCUGCUGGUCGCCACGAUGGCCUGCCACCGCCUCCGCAACUGCACCACCAUCACAACCACCACGGCGAAGAGAGCCCCGCACCCACCAAACCGAGCAGCAAGCUACCGGCUGCCGGAAACGCAACUUCUCCCUCGAACACUCGCAUUCUGACCGGAGUGGGAGGUUCGGGAACCGAUGAUGGAACCCUGCUGACCACCAAGAGCUCUCCAAACCGCCCGCCAGGAACGGCGGCCAGUGGUUCUGCCGCCCCCGGAAACGGCAGUGUGGUGCGCACCAUCAACAACAUAAACUUGAACGCAGCCGGAAUGUCAGGGGGCGAUGAGGAGUCGAAGUUGUUCUGCGGACCCACCCAUGCUAGGAAUCUCUUCUGGAACACAACUCGAGUGGGAGAUGUGAAUGUUCAGCCUUGUCCCGGCGGAGCAGCUGGCAUCGCCAAGUGGCGCUGUGUGCUGAUGAAGCGGAUGCCGGAUUCCGGUUACGAUGAGUACGAUGACGACCUGAGCUCCACAACUCCACCGCCCAGCGGAGGCGACUGUCUGCACAACAGCAGCAGCUGCGAACCGCCGGUGAGCAUGGCUCACAAAGUGAACCAGCGGCUGCGCAACUUCGAGCCCACCUGGCAUCCCAUGACACCGGAUCUCACGCAGUGCCGCAGCCUCUGGCUGAACAACCUUGAGAUGCGGGUGAACCAGCGGGACUCCUCCCUGAUCUCCAUUGCCAACGACAUGUCCGAGGUGACCAGUAGCAAGACGCUCUACGGAGGCGACAUGUUGGUCACCACCAAGAUAAUCCAAACUGUGUCUGAGAAGAUGCUGCACGACAAGGAGACAUUCCCGGAUCAGCGACAACGGGAGGCCAUGAUUAUGGAACUGCUACAUUGUGUGGUCAAAACGGGUUCGAAUUUGCUCGAUGAAUCGCAGCUGUCCUCGUGGUUGGAUCUCAAUCCGGAGGACCAAAUGCGGGUGGCCACAUCUUUGUUAACUGGCCUGGAGUACAAUGCCUUCUUGCUGGCAGAUACAAUCAUCAGGGAACGCAGUGUGGUGCAAAAAGUCAAGAAUAUAUUGCUCUCUGUUCGAGUGCUGGAAACCAAGACCAUCCAGUCCAGCGUUGUCUUUCCGGACUCGGAUCAAUGGCCCUUGAGUUCCGAUCGCAUCGAACUGCCCCGAGCGGCUCUCAUUGAUAACAGUGAAGGUGGAUUGGUGCGAAUUGUAUUUGCUGCUUUCGAUCGUUUGGAAUCGAUUCUGAAACCCAGCUAUGACCACUUUGAUCUUAAGAGUUCCCGUAGUUAUGCAAUCCUGGCCAACGACAGUGAUGUUAAUGCGGGAGAGAUGCAGCAACGUCUGCGAAUCCUGAACAGCAAGGUGAUCUCCGCGAGCUUGGGCAAGGGGCGACACAUACAGCUCUCCCAACCCAUUACACUGACCCUGAAGCAUCUAAAAACCGAGAAUGUGACGAAUCCCACCUGCGUAUUCUGGAACUACAUUGACCAUGCCUGGUCUGCCAAUGGAUGCAGCUUGGAGUCCACGAAUCGCACGCACAGUGUUUGCAGUUGCAACCACCUGACCAACUUUGCCAUCCUAAUGGACGUGGUGGACGAGCACCAGCACUCGCUGUUCACCAUGUUCGACGGCAACAUGCGUGUCUUCAUCUACAUCAGCAUUGCCAUCUGCGUGGUGUUCAUUGUGAUUGCCCUGCUGACGCUGAAACUGUUCAAUGGGGUCUUUGUGAAGUCCGCCCGCACCUCGAUUUACACCAGCAUUUACCUUUGCCUGCUGGCCAUCGAGCUGCUCUUUCUACUGGGCAUUGAACAGACCGAAACAAGCAUUUUCUGCGGCUUCAUUACUAUUUUCCUCCACUGUGCUAUUCUAUCUGGCACCGCCUGGUUCUGCUACGAAGCCUUCCAUUCGUACUCCACCCUCACCUCGGAUGAGCUGCUGCUGGAGGUGGAUCAGACGCCCAAGGUGAAUUGCUACUACCUCUUGUCCUACGGAUUGUCGUUGAGCGUGGUGGCCAUCUCGCUGGUCAUUGAUCCCAGCACCUACACCCAGAAUGACUAUUGCGUUCUGAUGGAGGCUAAUGCCUUGUUUUAUGCCACCUUUGUUGCACCAGUGCUAAUAUUCUUUGUGGCUGCCAUUGGUUAUACAUUUCUGUCUUGGAUAAUUAUGUGCCGCAAGAGUCGCACGGGCUUGAAGACCAAGGAGCAUACGAGAUUGGCUAGCGUCCGAUUUGACAUACGCUGCUCCUUUGUGUUCCUCUUGCUGCUCAGUGCAGUUUGGUGUUCAGCCUACUUUUACUUGAGGGGAGCUAAAAACGACGAGGACACCGCUGAUAUUUAUGGCUACUGUUUCAUCUGCUUCAACACCUUGUUGGGACUGUAUAUCUUCGUGUUCCACUGCAUCCAGAACGAGAAGAUCCGGCGGGAGUACCGAAAGUAUGUUAGGCAGCACGCCUGGUUGCCCAAGUGCCUGCGCUGCUCGAAGACCUCGAUUUCCUCGGGCAUUGUGGCGGGUAAUGGACCCACUGCUGGAACCCUCUGCAGCGUUUCCACCUCCAAGAAGCCCAAGUUGCCGCUGGGAGUGAGCGAGGAGGCGCACGACGAUCCCCAGCAGCAGCAGCAGGCGGGAGUGCCGGUCACCGAGGACGCCAUAAUGGGAGCAAGCUCUGAUUGCGAACUCAAUGAGGCACAGCAACGGAGAACCCUGAAGAGCGGACUGAUGACGGGCACUUUACAGACGCCAUCGCAGUCGCUAGGCGGCCAUGUGGUGCUCGAAAGGGGCAGCACUCUCCGCUCCACCGGUCACGCCUCUCCAACCAGUUCAGCUGGAUCCACGCAUUUGAUCUUCGCCCACAAGCAACAACAGCAGCAGCAGCAACAACAGGGUCCCUUGGGCGAGUCCUACUACCAUCAGCCGGACUACUACAGCUGGAAACAGCCGCCGACAGGAGCAGGAGGACUGAAGGCCCAGCGGGAGUACUACAACAACGCUGGAGCAGCUGCCUCCUCGCCGCAGCAGGCGCACGAGGUGUUCUACUGGACCCAGAAACCGAACAGCGGGCAGCAUGGCAAGAAGAAGCGGGGCGCCGGAGGAGUUCCCGCCUCGCCGAGUGGAUCGCUGCACAGCCGCACCGCCGCCGCCUCCCAGGUGCUCUUCUAUCCCUCGUACAAGAAGACCAAGCCGGGUCAGCCGUCAUCGGGCUAUCCGCAGUACGCGGAGGCACUGGACCCACCGCAGCCAAGUGGCAAUGCGGCUGCCUACUACCAGCAGCAGCAGCAGUUGCGUCGCCAGCAGCAACACCACCAGCAGCAACAGCAGCAGCAGCAGCAACUCUCCUCCGACGAGGAGCAGGCCGAGCAGCACGCGCAUCUGCUGCACCUGCAACGCCGACCAGGCGGACAGCAGCAGCUCCCCGCUCCGCCGCCGCAUAUGGCGCAGUACCAGCAGGAGUUCAUGCAGCGCCAGUUUAGAAGUAAGCAUUCCAACUGUGAUCUGGGCAUGGGCGAUGCCUACUACAACCAGGGCAGCGUCGGCGGCGCUGAUGGCGGGCCGGUGUACGAGGAGAUCCUCAGCAACCGCAACUCGGAUGUGCAGCACUACGAGGUGGGCGACUUCGACGUGGACGAGGUCUACAACAACAGCGUCGGCACCGGCGUCUUCAACAACAUGCGAGCGGCAGUGGCCGCCGGCGGAAGUCGCUACGGCGGCGGCAGCCUCAGUGGCGGCAGCGUCUCGUCCAGGAGCCAGCAGCAGCAGCUCCAGAAGCAGCAGCAGCAACAGCAGUCGCUGGCCCAGCAGAGGUCCGCUCGACGCUGCACGGCUGACGACGAUGACGACGACGACGAGGACGAGGAGGAGGACGAGGAGGCGACGGCCGCGGAGCAGUUGCACGGCACCAUCUGUGAUGAGGACGACGAGGAGGACGAGAGCGACUUGGAGGACGACUCCCAUGGAUUGCCGCCCCAGAGCGAUGAGCGAAUGCGUCGCCUGAUGGCGAUGCAGGACGAGGACUUUAAGCGGCGGUUUCAACGCCAGCUGCGCAAGAAUGGAGCGCCCCUCGACUACGGGGCCUUGCCACCGGGAUCGGCGCCAGGAGCAGGUCCGCACCCCGAGCACAACGGUGCGGUUUUUGGGGUUAGCGGCGGCGUUGGUGAGGGCUCCCUGCGCGGCGCAUACCGGCAGCAGCAGCAGCAGCAACAGCAGCAGCAAGCACUGAAUGCCAAGUCGCCAGGCGGUCGUCUGGCGGUGAAUGAGCUAUUCGGUCACGGCAACGCCGGACCGCCGCUGCCGCCGGCCAAUCAGACGCCCGCGCAGAAGCGCCAGCAGCUACAGAAACUGUCACCACAGUCCACCACAUCAUCGUCGUCGCAUACAUCGCACAGCAACCCCAAUCCGCAUCCCCACCAGCUCGCCCAUCCGCAUCCGCAUCCCCAUCUGCAUCCGCCGCACCUCCAGCAGCGCCACCUGUCGGCGAUGCUGGACGAGAACAACACGGUGCGGUGCUAUCUGGAACCACUGGCCAAGUGAGCCGACCGAGCCACUCGCCCAGAAGAACAGUCUUAGGCAAAAAUUGUAGCUUAGGAUCUCUAGCUAUACCUAGUAUUAGUCGUUAGUCGAAAUAUGGAGCAUUGUGUGAAACAACAUGCUGUCAUGCUAUACGUGCAGUGAUUCGAGAAUCCCAAAACUUUAUGAGUGUAUAUGAAAUAAUUGAGAACCUAGACCGUAGGCACAUCCAUCCCAAUACGGCGUCGUGCAAGCUUAACCAAAAUUCAAGGGGGACGUGGGAUUGGGUCGGAUCCUGGUUCCUGGAUCCUUCGACUUGCAUGCAUUUUAUACCAACUUGGAAUCGAUAUUAAAUAUAAAUGUAUGUACCAUAUAUGUAUAAUGUAUUGUAAUACAUGUCACCACAUGCCAUUUUUAAAUACUUAAAUAAUUAUUUAAACAACCGGAAAAUCAAGUAUAUAUAUAUGGAUGUAUAUGUAUAAGAUCUGAGAACUGUAUGUACAUGAUCUAAAGAAUGCAGGCGAAUUAUGUUUUAUGUAUUUUGUAAGGAAUCAAUUGUUUUUGAUUUUCGCUGAUUAUGCUCGUAAGAUAUAUAUAUACACACACAGGCUUAAGAUUUGUUUCGUGUUUCAUAAACCAAAAAGAAAACCUACGUUCGAAAUUUUGUAAUUUUUUGCUAUCCAACUGCCGUUUACUACACACCUCUGAACCAAAUAUUCCUUCCAACUGCGAAACACUAGUGUAAAGAUUUCGAGGGAAUUACAAUGCCAUUUUGUUGUUGCAUUUCUUUUACGUUGUAAGCGAACCAGAGCGAAGCAUUUGAAGUGUACAUUUUCAUCAAUAUAGAUGCUUUAAGCACACGUAUAUAGGGCAUUUAUUUUGUAUUUUUUGAAGGGAGCUCGUAGAACGCUUUAUUAUUUAUACGAUAUAACGAGAGAUUAAAUAAAUCGAAUGCUAAUGCUA
This is a messenger RNA of Drosophila ficusphila, 7111 nucleotides long. It is a transcript of the gene Cirl, whose product is annotated as latrophilin Cirl. The coding region runs from base 1205 to 6172 and encodes 1655 amino acids. Gene Ontology annotation, molecular function: G protein-coupled receptor activity; carbohydrate binding. The transcript is spliced from 12 exons. Gene Ontology annotation, cellular component: membrane. Lineage: Eukaryota; Metazoa; Arthropoda; Insecta; Diptera; Drosophilidae. The record is from RefSeq and is a predicted model, not a curated record. Gene Ontology annotation, biological process: cell surface receptor signaling pathway; adenylate cyclase-activating G protein-coupled receptor signaling pathway.